CUUAUUCGCGCCUUCCCUGAUAUAUUAAGCUACACCGUCUCUCCGUUCCCGCCGCCUCUCAGAUCUCCCUUAAUUCUCCCUUGAUUUUUCGACGCAUUAGCGCUGUGAUAAGUUCGAGUUGGAUUCAGGUUUGUGCCUUAUCGGUACAUCCUAAAAGGAACGACCAAGCAGAAUUUAGUAUACUCGCUCCUGUUGAUUGAUUGUUAAACAGUGCAUAAAGGUUUUUGAGAGAGAUUUGGUGGCUAUAACUAUGUCUGGGAUCAUAAAUCACAAGCUGGACCCUCUUUCUUUAAAACCCUGCUGCUUGGACGAUGUAUGUUUUGCUGAAGAAAACAGUUCUUGCAAAGCUUCCUGCUUGGAGAACAGCAAAGGCUUCAGUGAUGAUAUCCCGCCAUUGAAACUUGCCGGUAGAUUCUCAGCUUCUGUUACACACUUCCAUAAUGCAGAAGCCAGUGAAUCCUCGUCCUCAGAUCAAACUAAAGAUAAGGAUCUGUCUCCAGUUUGUCAAACUCCAGCUGAAAGCAAAUUUGAUCCAUUCGCUCCUGGCCCAGAUGACUUGAUGCUUGCUCCAAAGAAGAUGAAGGGUUCCUGCAUGCCUCGUUGGCAGGUGCUGAGUCGUGAUCUUACUAUUGAUUCUGAAGAAACUGCAGAAAAUGAUUUAACCGAGGAUCCCAGUGCCGAAGAGUGCUUUUCCGAGCUGAUUUUCAGUUCAUUGCUUGAACUGAUAAUUUCAACAAAGCUUAUGGAGAUAUCUGUCAAUAACCAAGAAGUCGAUUCUGAUCAAACUGAAGAAUGCAAGACACCCACAUCUUUACCUCUUCUAACAGGCUUUGCAGAGACAUGUCCACCUGCUCCUAGGAGACCAACAUUGUUUUCAAAGAGAUUUGAUCAUAGUAUUUGUCGAAAAUUGGACUUUAAAAGUUGCUUAAACUGAAUCGUGAAGCUUCUGUCAUGGAAAUUUGAGGUUCCAAUUGAACUGAGUUUCUGCUUUCUCUUCGCUGAUGCUUUGUGAAGGCUUAAUCAGAAGUUAAAGGUUCGAGUAGCUGAAAUUUUGAAGAAGGGGCCUAAAAUACCAAGAAGUGCACUACCUUAUGACUGCUAAAGAAGUUCACCUGUGAUCAUAUUCUUAGCAAAAAAAGCGACUCUUUUUUGGAUUAAACCUUCUGACUUAUUUAAUUUAUGUAAAGAUGUAUAAGUUUGUCUUUAGUA
Dendrobium catenatum is the source of this 1209-nucleotide messenger RNA. RefSeq lists its product with no specific name. The coding region runs from base 251 to 934 and encodes 227 amino acids. NCBI's taxonomy places the organism in Eukaryota, Viridiplantae, Streptophyta, Magnoliopsida, Asparagales, Orchidaceae. The record is from RefSeq and is a predicted model, not a curated record. The transcript has 2 exons.